CAAUGUCCGGGCGGGAACCGCGCGCCUCCACCUACCACCGCUGCGCGUGCGACUACACCCCUCAGCAGCGUCCGGAGCAGCGGCGGGGAUGAGCGGGCAGGACGGAGCGCAGCGGAAGCCGAUACGCCUCAUCGCGGCCGCCUGUAACAACAUGGGCAUAGGCAAAGACGGCCGGCUACCGUGGAGCAUUCCGUCAGAGUUUAAGUUCUUUUUGGACAAGAUCACAGCCGUGAGUAAGCCAGGAAAGAAAAACCUGCUGGUAUGGGGCAGGUAUACCUGGUUCUCUUGCCCAGAGGGUGUUUUACCCCUGGCCAAUACUCUCCAUGUGAUUCUGACCAAAAAGCUGAGGUCUCCCCCAGAGCUCGCCGACUACAUCUGUGAGGACUUUGAUGAGGCGAUCCGCUUGGCCUCACAGCCUCCACUCAGUGACCUGAUAGAAACCAUCUGGGUCAUCGGAGGAACUGAGGUCUACAGGGAAGCUAUGGAACAUCCAUGGUGUGAUCUAAUCUACCUCACUGACAUCAUGGCUGACUUCGACUGUGAUGUUUUCUUCCCAGAUUUCGAUCGGAAUAUUUAUAGGAAACAAAGCAGGUUUCCUGGUGUCCCACAUGAGAUCCAAGAAGAAAAUGGAAUUAAGUUUCAGUUUCAAGUCUUUAAGAAAAUGUGUUGACCAAUAAGCAACAAUGAAAAUAUAGGACAAUAUAUUUUUCCAAUUUUUAUGAGGUUUUAUACUUUUUUGCAAUUAAAUAAAAUACUAAAAAAUAUA
Molecule: messenger RNA, 766 nt
Organism: Astyanax mexicanus (Mexican tetra)
Lineage: Eukaryota; Metazoa; Chordata; Actinopteri; Characiformes; Acestrorhamphidae
Product: dihydrofolate reductase
Exons: 6
Coding region: 89-670 (193 amino acids)
Biological process (GO): tetrahydrofolate biosynthetic process; glycine biosynthetic process; dihydrofolate metabolic process
Cellular component (GO): mitochondrion
Molecular function (GO): dihydrofolate reductase activity; NADP binding
Source: RefSeq, a predicted model, not a curated record